CCACGCUGCUUUGGAUGCAGCCCAGGACAUGUUUGGCUUUCGGGGUUGCCAGUCCACAUUGCUGUGCCCAGCCUUUCAUCCAGGAGAACUCUCAAGUCCUUGGCACUGCUGCUCUUGAUCAGUUCAUCCCCCAGAAUAUUUUACAUGGAACAAUGCCAACAGUGAUUUACUGGAAGGAUGUGUGAGGAACUCAGUUUUGUUGUAUGGGGGUUUUGCUUCUUUGGGUUUUUUGUUUUGUUUUUCCUUUUGAUCUGAAGGAAGCUUCCAUGGAUAUGCAGAUGUGCAAGUUUGUAUGGGUUAUCUUAUUGGUAGUACAGCUGUUGGUAGUCGUAUUGGUAGUUGAAAAGGUUUGCUGAUUUCUGUAGAGUACCUUCAUGCAUCAGCAGCCUCAUCUGUGGCUGUAGUUCAGUGAAUACCCCAAAUAGUCAUCUUGCAUAACACGUGAACUGACAAUUUGGCAUUACAGAUAAGCUGGUGUAACAUCGUGGGAUUUUUUCCAAAAAUAAGUGGUCUCAAUUCUGCUUUUCCUGUAUUCUGUGUAACAAUUGUUAGGUGCAGGGUGAAUACAAUCAGAAGAUGAGUUUACAGGUAUACAGCCAUGAAAGCAAAUGCAGAGGGGAACAAAGCCAGCAGUGGCUAUUCCCAUGAAAUACUGUGAUUGUACCAUAGAGGAGGUACUGUCUCCAGGUGUUCAGAAGGAAAGGUUUGUCCUCCCUCUGCUGUGUUAGGGUGUUCUUUCUGUGCCUGCUGAAAUGGACCUGGCUGAACCUAAUCCGGUGAAUGGAGAAGUCUUCAGUCAGAUGAGCUUCCUGGUCCUGGUUCAUGGUGCAGCUUCAGCUCUGGUGCAGGGAAUCAGUUUGGGGUUUUUUUCUCAUGUCUUUUUGCAGGCUUCAGGUGGAAAUGCAGGUUAUGGCUGAUAGUACACAGGGCAGCUUGUUGUGAUUAAGUGUCUGUCUUGUUGUCUAGCUCUGGCAUGUAGCCAGUGCUCCUGUGAGUAGACUACACUUGCAGACAGCCUCUUUGCCUUUCCUCCUCCUCCUUUUCCCAGUUGGUUAUGGAACUGGUGAGCUAAGUCAGCUCACACGUAGCUGGUGGGGCAGGUUCUAGACAUACCAUGAUAAAAGAAGCAGAAGCCAAGGCCUAAAAGUGGGACUAUCCUUUUGGUGACCCAGACUGUAAAAAUGAUUUGUUAGUCACCUGAAAAUUUAUCCUAAUGAUUAUUUUCUCAUGUUUCCUUCCAUUGUAGCACUUGCUUACAAGAAAGGAUAGUGAGAACACUGAUUAUAAAUUAAUUGCACAGGCAUGCCUACAAAUGCAUCUCUUUCUGUAUCUCUGUGCCUUUUAAUUACUCUCUUAUGCUUUUGCAAGCAUCUCAUUUUCCCUUGGUUGCCUGCAGAUCCAGCUGCUUCAGUUUCAUGUUGUAACUUGUCUCUUAGAUAUGCACUAUCUAAAUCUUAAUCUCAUGCAAAUUUAAAAAACAGUAUCUAACUGGGUGUCAAGGGUUACAUAAAUAUUCCUCAAUUCAUUGAUAAUCUUACUCCUUUAAAUCUGCCAGCUGUUCUAUCCUCUUGAACAGUGUGGUUUAUAGAACAAUAAUCCAAGAAUAACUCAUUUAGCUUGCCAUGUUCAUUGAGCUUUUCCUGUAUGAAGCACAGAGCACAGUAGCAUCAUUUGUUUCACAAAUGUGUUUGAAUUCCUUAGCUUAAUUUAUUAUCUAAAGCAUUGCAGAAAACUGCUCUCAAGUAUAAAGAAAUCUUGGGGAGUUCCUUAACUUAUUUAAGCACUAACUCAGGCAUGUUUAAUCACAGAGGGAUCAUUAAGUGCAUUCUAUUUCAUGUGUAGGAGUUUAUUAAACAACUUUGGCACAAAUUGUGCUGAAUUCUUAAUUAGUGGAUGAUUAGCUUGAUAAUGGAAGUGAAGACUGUUUUCCAUUUUGAGGUACAGAUUACCUGUAAGCCCAAUGUGAUGACCUGAGCUAAAAUCCUUAGUUGACUUUGAGUUGUAUUGAAAUCUUUCAGUACUGAAGCAGUAUGACUACAGAGAGAUUAUUUCUUCUUCUUUUGCAGUUAGUUUUCUAUUAUAUUAACUUUUUGAGCUUUCUUAAAAGGUAAUGUUGACCUUCCUGUGUUUGUCAUUAUUGUGUGUCGUGGUUUAACCCAAGGCAGCCACUUGCUCACUCCCCCACCAGUGGGACUGGGGAGAGAAUCAGAAGGGUAAAAGUUGGAAAACUCGUGGGUUGAGGUAAAGACAGUUCAGGAGGGAAAGCAAAAGCUACACAGACAAACAAAUUGAAACAAGGAAUAAUUCACUUUAUCCAGCUGAUAAGCUGAUGUUCAGCCAUCUCCAGGGCAGGUUGCUGGCUGAAUAUCUGAUGUGAUGGCAGAGCCCUAUCAUGUGUAACAGUUCCUUGGGAAGACAAAUGCCAUCACUCCAUGUCCUUCUUCCUGUUUCCAUUUUUAUAUACAGAGCAUGAUGUCAUAUGGUGCAGAAUAUACCUUUCUGUCCUGGCUGUAUCUGCCACCCACCUCCCAUGUACUUCCAGCUUCCUCACCAGUGUGGCAGCACAAAAAGCAGAAAAGGUCUUGGCUGUGUGCAAGCACUGCUCAGAAAUAAAAACAUCUCUGUAUUAUCAGCCCUGUGUUCAUGACAAAUUCAAAACACGGCCCCAUAUCUGCUACUGCGAAGAAAAUUAACUUUCCCCCAGCCAAAACCAGCACACUGAUAAAAGAACAAAAAGUAAAGUUGACAGUCUUCAUGUUGAUGUGGUUUGUUCUUACUCAUUUCAAGGAUAUUACAUCAGAAUCAAGGCACUUGAUAGUGGGGCAGCUAUACCAGAAGUCUAAUAUAAUAAAAUGAGAGAUGUUGUCAUAUCAAAUUGAGCAUUGAAACAUAAAGAAAUAUACUUCCUGCAACUACUUUUAAAGUCCUUAGUCUACCCUGGUAUGAUAUUUAAAAAUACUAUUAAUAGGAACCUCCUACUAGGACAAUUAAAGUUGUAUAACUUUUGUCCCUGGAGAAGGGUAAGUUAAACUGUGAUGUCUUCUGGGUAUAACUUAACUGUACUAGUGGAGAGGUUAGUGCUUCUGACUACCAACCUUCGAAAUUGCUGUCUGCUCUCAUGGGAAUGUUUCCUGACCCAUUUGAGUUGAAGUAAGCCUGAAAUACUUUAAGAAGUAUUUCAUAGGUUGUUUUGACUAAAACAUUGAGAAAACUCUGGCACAUAAAAGCUGAGGAAGAAGUAGAGAGGAGGGGUUUAAUUGCUGCAAACUAGGGAAAGUUUUCCACUGUUAUGGCAGCCUACAGAGUGCUUAUCUAAAGUAGCAGUGGAACACCACUGAACUUGUGAUGCCAGAUUCACCCCCAGCCAGUUUAUACUGAUGAUAGUGAUGUGUUUAAAAAUAAUUCUGAGUCUUGUCAAGAAAGCUGACUAAUUCAUUUACUAGGGACAUAGACUAACAGUAUGUAACUUAGAGACAAAAAGAUUUUGGUAGCAUUUUGAGUCUGAAGGUGGAACAGAAGAGCAAUAAAAGCAUUUUAGUGCAUUUAAGAGGAAGUCUAAUGCUUGCCUUCUGUCAGAAUGCCUGCUUUUAAAUGCUGCUUCUAGUGGAUGGGGGGGAUUGAGCUUUUGUAAGGAAAAGGGAUGGAUUUAGAAUUCUGUUUAUUAUUUUUUCAAAUGUUUUUGAAAUAGCUUCAUUUUUUAUUUAAUUACAUGGCAAGUAAUGCUGUGAAACACUCAAGGAAUAAAUCUGAAAACAAGUUCAGUGAUUAUCCUUGUAAAGCAGGUCUAAUCAGUGUAAAUAUGGAUGCUGACAUUUGUGUUACUCUGUACCUAGAGCAACAGAAGCAAAACGUUUCUGUGCUUUGUAUCUUCUGAGAAGGAGAUUUUCCCCUGUUCCCAGAAAUAAGAAAGUAUGCAAAAGGAUCAUCACCGACUAAGGGAAUACAAGGCUGCCAAGCUAGAAUGUGUUGUACAUUUGCAGAGGCAGCAGUCUAAUCAUAUUGACAGUCUUAAUGUUGUUAAUUUGACAUAGUUGUCAGCAACACAUCUUUUUAAAGGAAAAUUUUAGAAAUAUUGUUUUUUCUGUAGUUUUGCAGUGUGUCAGAUCUUAAUGGUAUAUCUGCAGAAAGUUGUAGAAGGAAGUGAGAGCUUAAGUUGUGACAAUGUCAUUGGCUAAAUGGCCAUGGGACAAAGCGCUUCUUACCACUUAAUUUUUCAGAAAUUUUGUGGUAAAAGUAAAGGCAAGGAUCUUAGUCUGAUGUGGAAAAGGGAAACCAGUACAGCAGUUGGGCAGUACUUGUUAUAAGUGGCUAUAGGCUUGCUCUUUGAAACAGCAGCAGUUGAAAAUAAUUUUUGCAAGAGUAUUCAAAGUGAGAUAUAAAUGAGGUAAAAACUAUUUGGGGAGUGUUUGUAAACAACAGAAUGCUUGUAUGUUGGCAAGAGCCUUGACUCCUUUCUCUCUUGUAGUCACCAUAUAACUAAUAUUACAGUUUUUUUAACUGUUGGAUAUUAUAAAGCAGAUCCUAGAAGAUAAAAUGUGAAAAUAAAAUGUGAUUAGCAGUCUUAGGCAUCUGACUAAAGUUUGGUUUAUUGUGAUUUGUCUCAUUCAUUUUGAAAGGAGAAGAGAGUAUUCUAAAGAAAAACCUGUUAAUUAAUAAACCUGUUAAUUAACUCCAUCGACUUCUUUCCUAUACUAGCAAUAAACACAUUUCUCAUAUAUGGGCUUGUGUGUCUUUUGAAUGUGCAUGGCCUGGUUUUGUCAAGCAUGGAAAAGAGCAUUUCUGAAAUCAAGAUGAUUUAUGUUAGAUGAGAACACCUUGAAGAUCACUUCUCAUUAUUGAAGAUCAAAACUCAGACUGAUGAUACUUAAAAUCAUUAAGAUUGUAAAGAGAUUGAGUCCAGCUGUUAGCCCAUCACCCCUGUGGUUGCCACUAAGCCUGGUGCUACACACAUGCAUUUUGAACACUUCCAGGGAUGGCAAUUCCACCACUUCCCUGGGCAGUCUGUGCCAAUGCCUGACUACCCUUUCAGUGAAGAAAUUUUUUCUAGUAUCUAAUCUAAACCUCCCCUGCUACAGCUCCUUUCAGGUGCUUGUAGAGAGCAGUAAUUUUCUGCUGAUCACCCCCACCUCCCUCAGCUGCUCAUCCAUUGACUUUAUGCUCCAGAGCUUUUCCCAGCUCCAUUGCCCUUCUCUGGACAGCCCCCAGCAACUCCGUGCCCUUCUUGCAGGAAUGUCUAAAGAGUGAUAAAGCAUACCUGAUAUGAAGUCUAACACAGAUAUUCUAGGAAAUUCUGGUGAUUAAAGAUCAUGGCAACCAUAGAGGAACUGGCCCAUCAAAUUUUUGAACAGCAAAUGGGAGAGGUUACACAUUCCCAGGAAGGUGGUACACAAACACUAAUGGAUGGGACACCACAACGAAUACAGAUUGUCCCUGCAGAUUCAGGCCUCUCUUUAUCACAGCGUAUACAGAUUGUCACAGAUCAGCAGACGGGCCAGAAGAUUCAGAUUGUUACAGCACUUGAUCAGAGCUCAGCAGGCAAGCAGUUCAUCUUAACAAAUCAUGAUGGCUCUACCCCAAGCAAGGUGAUCCUUGCCAGACAAGAUUCCACUCCAGGAAAAGUUAUCCUAGCAACUCCAGAUGCUGCAGGUGUCAACCAACUGUUUUUUGCAUCCCCUGAUAUAUCUGCACAACACAUCCAGAUUUUAACAGACAACUCCCCCAAUGAACAGGGCCUAAAUAAAGUGUUUGAUCUGUGUGUUGUAUGUGGAGACAAAGCAUCAGGGCGUCAUUAUGGAGCAGUAACCUGUGAGGGAUGCAAAGGAUUCUUUAAAAGGAGUAUACGUAAAAAUUUAGUUUAUUCCUGCCGAGGAACAAAAGACUGUGUCAUAAACAAACACCACCGGAAUCGCUGUCAGUAUUGUAGGCUGCAGAGAUGCAUCGCCUUUGGCAUGAAACAAGAUUCCCUGCUUCUGUCAGCAGAAAUCAGUAACACAGAGGAAAUUAAUUCAGAAAGCUGGGGCAGUGAAAGUGGAUCUUUACCCUCUAGUUCAGCUGGCACUGUACAGUGUGAGAGGAAACCUAUUGAAGUGUCAAGAGAAAAAUCUUCUAACUGUGCAGCUUCUACAGAAAAGAUCUACAUUCGGAAAGAUCUUCGUAGUCCAUUAGCUGCAACCCCAACUUUUGUAACAGACAAUGAAACAGCAAGAUCACCGGGUUUGCUGGAAUCAGGAAUGUUUGUUAACAUUCAUCCAUCUGCAAUAAAAAGUGAGCCUACUGUGCUGAUGACUCCAGAUCAGGUAGAAGCAUGUCAAGGAGAUUUAAGUACCCUGGCAAAUGUGGUGACUUCAUUAGCAAAUCUCAGUAAAUGCAAGGACAUGUCACAAAGCAGUACAGAGCUAUCCAUGAUCGAAAGUUUGAGUAAUGGAGAUGCAUCAUUAUCUGAACUCAAGCAAGAAGAACAAGCUAGUAGUGAUGUUACAAGGGCAUUUGAUACUCUUGCAAAAGCAUUAAAUCCAGGAGAGAGCUCAGCAUGCCAGAACUCUGAAAGUGUUGAUGCCAAUGCACAGAUGCUUGGUGGAGAAACAAACAUGAACAUCGUUGAAAUAGAGGGGCCACUACUCAGUGAUGCUCAUGUAGCAUUCAGGCUCACCAUGCCUUCUCCUAUGCCUGAUUAUCUUAACGUUCACUAUAUCUGCGAGUCUGCCUCCAGAUUGCUUUUCUUGUCCAUGCACUGGGCACGUUCCAUUCCAUCUUUCCAAGCUUUGGGACAGGAUAACAGCAUAUCAUUAGUAAAAGCCUGCUGGAAUGAACUUUUUACGCUUGGUCUAGCACAAUGCUCACAAGUUAUGAAUGUGGCAACGAUCUUAGCUGCUUUUGUUAAUCACCUUCAAGGCAGUUUACAACAAGAUAAGCUGCCAACAGACAGAGGAAGACUAGUAAUGGAACAUGUCUUCAAAUUGCAAGAGUUUUGUAACAGCAUGGUAAAGCUGUGUCUAGAUGGAUAUGAAUAUGCAUAUUUGAAAGCAAUUGUCCUCUUUAGUCCUGAUCACCCAGGUCUAGAAAAUGUGGUACAGAUUGAGAAAUUUCAAGAAAAAGCUUACAUGGAGUUCCAAGACUACGUAACAAAGGCGUAUCCGGAUGAUACUUACAGACUGUCUAGACUUCUUCUCCGAUUGCCUGCUCUUAGGCUGAUGAGUGCUGCCAUCACUGAAGAGCUGUUCUUCGCAGGAUUAAUUGGAAAUGUUCAGAUUGACAGCAUCAUCCCAUACAUUCUGCGAAUGGAGACAGCAGACUACAACUCUCAGAUCAUAGGUCAUGGCAUGUAAAAGUAGCAGUCCAGGAUUCUGUACCAUGGCAAUCAUGGUAAUGUAAAUGCAUACCCUGUCUCCAAGAGAUGGUCAUAAGACUUCCAAUGCACCUUUCCAAAGAAGGCUCAUAUUCCUCCUUUCCAGUACACUUGGGAAACAUGGUGGAGUGUAGUAGGAUAUAGGAUCACUUGCUGUUCUUCAUCUGUCUUCAAGGACUUGUAAAUUAUCUUGAUAUCUGAAGAAAGUCAAGAAUUGUCCAUCCUAUUUUUGUAGGUAGACGGACUUGGAAUAUUUGUUUAUGAAGCUCAGGCUUAUGAGGAAAUUGAAGAUGCUUUGACUGAACUAAGGUAUCUCAAUUUAGUUUGAUGCUUUAGACAAAUAAAUUAACUUUCCUCUCUGA
Molecule: messenger RNA, 7707 nt
Organism: Parus major (Great Tit)
Lineage: Eukaryota; Metazoa; Chordata; Aves; Passeriformes; Paridae
Gene: NR2C1
Product: nuclear receptor subfamily 2 group C member 1
Exons: 17
Coding region: 5307-7325 (672 amino acids)
Biological process (GO): anatomical structure development; negative regulation of transcription by RNA polymerase II; cell differentiation
Molecular function (GO): RNA polymerase II cis-regulatory region sequence-specific DNA binding; zinc ion binding; nuclear receptor activity
Source: RefSeq, a predicted model, not a curated record